AUGGCGGCCACAACCACCUCUCAGCUUGUGCAGAGCCACGUCAGCACCAUCGUACAAUCAUCCCGAUCACCAGCGACAGCGAUCAGCGCGAAAUCCGCCGUGUCCUUCUCAGGCUCCGAGCUCCACGGAGCUGCCUGCCGAACGCGCACGACCAAGUCCGUCUCCUGCAAUGCCUCGCAGAGGCAGGCCGUGCAGCCCAGGGCGUCAGCGGACGAGCCUCUGCUGGUGCGCGCAGCGCGCGGGGAGGCCAUUCCGCGCCCCCCCGCGUGGAUGAUGCGCCAAGCGGGCCGCUACAUGGCCGCAUAUCAGAAGCUCUCCAAGAACCACCCCUCUUUCCGCGAACGUUCCGAGACGACGGAUCUGAUCGUGGAAAUUACUCUGCAGCCGUGGUGCGCGUUCAAGCCUGACGGCGUGAUUCUGUUCUCGGACAUCCUUACGCCGUUGGAGGCGAUGGGGAUUCCGUUCGAGAUCGACGAGAACAAGGGUCCCGUUAUCGACAGCCCCAUUAGGACGACGGAGGCGCUUAAGGCACUGACGCCCGUGCAGCUGGACAAGCUUCACUUCGUUGACGAGUCGCUGCGGCAAAUCCGGAAAGAGAUUGAGGGCACGGCUGCCCUCCUGGGCUUUGUGGGGGCGCCAUGGACUCUUGCAACCUACUGUGUGGAGGGUGGCACCACGCGCACCUACACCAAGAUCAAGGGCAUGAUCCACAGCGCGCCGGACGUCCUCAGGGCGCUCCUGCAGCACCUGGCCAAUGAGAUCGCGACAUAUGCCGCUUUCCAAGUGGACGCCGGCGCGCAGUGCAUCCAGGUGUUUGACUCGUGGGGCGGCCAGCUUCCUCCUGACCAGUGGGACGAGUGGGCCAAGCCCUACAUCAUUCAGGUCAUCUCCCAGCUGAAGGCGAAGCACCCGACAGUCCCCGUGGUCCUCUACGCCAACGGCAGUGGGGGUCUCAUGGAGCGCAUGGCCACCACUGGCGCUGACGUCAUCGGUGUUGACUGGACCAUCGACAUGGCCGAUGCACGGACGAGGAUUGACGGUGCUCUGAAGGCGAGCCCCGGGGGGAGUGCGAAGCCGAGGCUGUCGGUGCAGGGGAACGUGGACCCUGCUGUGCUGUUUGCUUCCAAGGAUGCCAUUACUGACGCCAUUCAUCGCUGUGUGGCCAAGGCGGGUCCGCGCGGUCACAUUCUCAACCUGGGCCACGGUGUGCUGGUGGGGACACCAGAGGAUAGUGUCUUGCACUUCUUUGAGACUACUCGCGCACUCAAAUACGCUGAGGAGCCUGUUGUGGCCAAAGCUUAA
This is a messenger RNA of Closterium sp. Yama58-4, 1302 nucleotides long. NCBI's taxonomy places the organism in Eukaryota, Viridiplantae, Streptophyta, Zygnematophyceae, Desmidiales, Closteriaceae. The record is from the annotation of a GenBank genome assembly.